Phalaenopsis equestris is the source of this 1200-nucleotide messenger RNA. RefSeq names its product protein FAR1-RELATED SEQUENCE 5-like. NCBI's taxonomy places the organism in Eukaryota, Viridiplantae, Streptophyta, Magnoliopsida, Asparagales, Orchidaceae. Bases 1 to 1200 code for a protein of 399 amino acids. The record is from RefSeq and is a predicted model, not a curated record. The transcript has 2 exons.
AUGGUAUUUAAGCAGUUAGGUUUACUGUUUCAUUGUUCUCUGGCCAUUUUCUCCUGCACCGGCAACUUCAAGCUUUUUGACCUCUUGACCUUGAAGAUGGAGUACGACUACAGAGAGUGCCAGUUUAUGUUCGACGCAGUGCAUGACGCAGAAGGAGAAGAUGGACGUUAUCCGGACAGGACAGAAGAAGUGGAACUUAAAAUGGAGUUUAGUGAGAGUAAUGCUAGUUGUAUCGAGCAAAGAGGAAACAUAUUACUCGAAACGUUGGUCCACAAUGAGAAAGAAGCUUAUGAAGUAUAUUGUGCUUACACUCAUCAUAUCGGAUUCAGUGUUCGUAAGGAUCACGCUACGUUUUGGACUAACACCAGAAAUAUCAAGUCGAAGGACUUCGUAUGUGGAAAAACAGGUUUCAAGAAAGAGUUGAAGAUUACAGAAACUGUUAAAUAUAGAAGAGCAGAAACAAGAAUAGGUUGUCCUGCAAUGAUUCGAUACAAAGUUGUUGAGGAAGACAAUUGGACAGUUAAAAAAUUAAUUGAAUCGCAUAACAACUCACUAGCGAACCCCGGUGACAAGCACUUGUUGCGUUCCAGCAGAAAGAUAAGUGAAGUAAAUGCAAAUGUGCUUAGAUCCAUGACACAAUCUGGGAUUAGACCAAAAGACGCUUUUAACUUCCUAGCCCAAGAAGUUGGGGGUGUAGAGAACCUGGAAUGCAUAAAGACAGAUGCUUUCAAUUUCAUUCAGAGGGAGAGGAGAUGUAGAAUUGAAAAUGGUGAUGCGAAUGCUUUAUUGCAGUUGUUUGCAGAGAGACGUGAUGAGGAUAGCAUGUUUGAAUGGGAUUUUGAAACUCAUGUGAGCGGCAAGCUGAUGAGUUUUUGUUGGAGCGACGGGACAUCCAGGCUUCAUUAUGACUGCUUUGGAGAUGUGAUUAUAUUUGAUACGAGCUAUAUGUUAAAUAAAUAUAACAUAUGUUGUGCUCCUAUUGUUGGUGUUAACCACAAUUGGCAUAAUGUUUUAUUUGGAGUCGGAUUCUUGUCGGAGGAGACGACAGACUCGUUCAAAUGGCUUUUUAAAACCUUCAUCCGCAUCAUGGGUGAUAAUCAUCUAAUAACAAUCUACACUAAUCAGGAUCAGGCUAUGGCUAGAGCAAUAGCAGAAAUUUUGCCAAAUACACGACAUAGAUUAUGUCAGUGGCACAUAUAA